Messenger RNA from Helianthus annuus (common sunflower), 1536 nucleotides. RefSeq names its product probable protein phosphatase 2C 34. The coding region runs from base 315 to 1373 and encodes 352 amino acids. Gene Ontology annotation, molecular function: protein serine/threonine phosphatase activity. The transcript has 6 exons. Gene Ontology annotation, biological process: protein dephosphorylation. Lineage: Eukaryota; Viridiplantae; Streptophyta; Magnoliopsida; Asterales; Asteraceae. The record is from RefSeq and is a predicted model, not a curated record.
CAUGAUUAUGCAUAUAAGGGACCCAACACACAACACGCCCUUCAUAUAUCAUCUCUUGAUCAAUACAAAGUGCAGCCUGUGAUAUGCACACCAACUGUUUGUAUAAAUUCCCAAGUGACUUGGGACACUUUUAUUAAGAAGAAAUGGAUGGAGUGGAAGCUACCUGAAGCUUCAGAAUCUGCAUAAACUGGUCUUGUUUGUGGGUAUUCUGUCGGUUUCGGUCUGCUUCCGGUGAACUUCUGGGUUGUUUUAUAAGUUAUAUCUGUCAUUGAAGAUCAUUCAUUGCAACAUAUUUGGCUUAAAAACAAGAAAAGAUGGUGCAUUUCUCGUCUUUGUUGAGCGGAUUUUCACCGAAAAACGGGAAGAAACGGAGGAUUAAUCUUGGAAGAGAAGCUACUAUUGCUUUGGCCAAAGAAGCAAGGAAAAACGGGUUGUUAUUGACGUCUCCUGGUAACGUUAGUGCCAAAUGGUCUGAUAAUUAUGUUUCCGCCUAUUCUAAGGGCGGAAAUAAAGGAAUUAAUCAAGAUUGUUUCAUUGUAUGGGAGGGGUUUGGAGGGAAGGAAGAUGUGAUGUUUUGUGGUGUUUUUGACGGGCAUGGGCCGUGGGGGCAUCUCGUGGGAAAACGAGUGAAGAAAGUAAUGCCGGCUUAUUUGCUUCAUUAUUGGCAGGAAGCUAUGGCGCAAUGUUCGAUCUUGAUGAAUGGGGAGUUGUUUAAGAAUGCAAACUUUGACCAGUUUGGUAUGUGGAAGAAAUCUUUCUUGAAGGCUUGUUCUACAGUUGAUUAUGAUCUUGAGCUUCAUCCUGUAAUUGAUUCCCUUUACAGCGGUACAGCUGCGUUGACUAUCAUUCGCGAGGGGGAUCUUAUUGUGUUAGCAAAUGUUGGUGACUCUCGAGCCGUUCUAGGGACAACUUCAGACGAUGGAAGCCUUGUAGCUGUGCAGCUUAGUGUAGACUUCAAACCGAAUUUACCUCAGGAAGCCGAGAGGAUACAUCAGUCAGGAGGGCGUGUGUGUCAAGCAGAAGAUGAGCCAGGAGUGUCCAGGAUUCGUGCUUCGAUUGAUGAGGAACCGGAAGGACCAGGGCUGGCUCUUUCAAGAGCCUUUGGUGACUUCUUUGUUAAAGAUUUUGGUCUUAUUUCUGAGCCAGAUGUAAUACAAAGAACCAUAACUGCACGCGAUCGUUUUGUUAUCUUGGCGACCGAUGGGGUAUGGGAUGUUGUCUCAAAUGAAAAGGCAGUUGAGAUUGUUUCAGCCGGAAAGGAGGAAUCGGCGAAAAAGUUGGUAGAGUAUGCAGCCGCUCAGUGGAAGCGUAAGCGGCCAGGAUACGCGGCUGAUGACAUAUCGGUUGUCUGCCUAUUUCUCCACAAUCCAUGAUCAUCUUCUUCAUGGAUGUUGGCAUAUGGUGAUAAGCAAUGUCUCAUUGCUGUUAGUCUAUAUAUUGUAUGUAAUUGUGAUAAUAUCAGCUAAUCCUUUCUUAUGUUUUUCUCUAAGUAAGAUAUAUUUCUUCGUUUAUAUGGUCUUAUUUCUUCGUUCUUCG